Pipistrellus nathusii (Nathusius's pipistrelle) is the source of this 693-nucleotide messenger RNA. NCBI's taxonomy places the organism in Eukaryota, Metazoa, Chordata, Mammalia, Chiroptera, Vespertilionidae. The record is from the annotation of a GenBank genome assembly.
AUGCUGCCGUGGCUGCUGCUGCUGGCCCUCGGCCCUGCCGGCGUCCGGCCAGACUGGCUCAGCAUCAGUCUGCAGCGCCAUGCCUACGAAGGAGACAGGGUGGUUGUGAGGUGCUUUGGAGAAGAGAAUGAUAAAAUAAAGAAACUGAUGUACUACAAGGAUGGAUCUCAGAUAGCCAGCUACUCUAGCGCCUCCAGCCACUCCAUUUCCAACGCCAGACCCAGGGAUAGCGGCUCCUAUUUCUGUAAGGCAGAUAGGACAAAAUUUUUCUUCUUCACCGGGACAGAAGAAUCAAGCUCUCGACGGCUCACUGUGCAAGAGCUGUUUCCGGAACCUUCCCUCACAGUCAGCUCCUUGCAGCCCAUUGAGGACACCUCGGUGACCCUGUCGUGUGACACCCGCCUCCCCUCAGACAGGGCAGGGACCCAGCUUCGGUACUCCCUCUUCAGGGACGGCCACACCAUAAAGCUCCAGAGCUCCUCCAGCUUUUGGACCUUAGCAUUGCGGAAGGAGGACUCCGGGAAUUACUGGUGCGAGGCAAUGACGGCAUCCGGCAGCGUCUCCAAGCGGAGUCGUCAGACCAGCGUCCAGGUGCACAGUGAGUGUCAGUGGCUGCGCUGGCGGGACAGCUGCUGUCCUCGGUGCGAGAGGGACCCUCUGAGCCUCAGAAACCUCUGGAGAGGAGAAGUCUAA